UCAAUUCUAGAAUCAUCUACAGAAUUCUAUAUGUCGUAGAAGCGAAGAAGAUUUCUAAGUGAUGAUCAGAAGAUACACACGUCUAGGUCCGUGUUUUUUUGCAUGACUUCAUUGCCAUAAAUAGGGGCGCUACCUUUUCCCUUCGACACCCACCUUCACCAUCCCCUUCACCCAUGGAACACGGCUUCGUAGAAGAACUGCAAGAGGAACAGACUGUCAAUGUCCCUGAGCUCGAGGCCGGUGUCCUCUACGCGGUUCUCACAUUUCGGGGCGACUAUACUUCAUGGGAUUGGUCCUUUUUCGUGCCAGACAGCGCAGUGAUGCCCAUCGGCAAGUCGGGUGCGCUCUUUCACGUCGUCAACUAUCCCGCGCAGGGCUCUACGGGCUCUCUGGAGAGGUGGGCAUUUGAGAUGGAGCCGAACAAGGAUGUUAAUGCUUGGCCGGAGAUAGUCGCGAUUGUUCGACUAGGGGAUUUAUCUGGGUUGGGCUGCUUCAAGGAUGUAGUGCAGGAGCUCAUCACGACAUUCUCUACAGUCGACAUGAACAUAAAUCCAGUGGAAAUGAGCACGAGAAAGUGGUUUUUGGAUGCUCUGUGGGUGUUGCAUGACUGCGGAUUCGUCACUUGUGACGAUGCGUGGCUUUUGGAGAGAGAGCUCAAGAAGUAUGCGUUCAGUUCCAUGGAUACGUAUUUGGAAGUAGGAGGUGAGUAAAAUUGGUUACCCCAGGGAAUGACGUUAUCAUAAUAGUGCCUACUACAUUUUAGGUUGCAAGGUGUUUAAAUCCGAGCAUUGCUCGUAAUGGCACACGUAAAAUUUGGUUUGGACUAUGUCUUUUCAGUCCUUGGUGAACGGUCUGACCUGACCUUUCCAGACGGUCAACUAAUAAAUGGGACGCAUUUGGGCGGGAGAUACGGCGGUCUGCCGCGAUCGCGUCCAA
Desarmillaria tabescens is the source of this 936-nucleotide messenger RNA. RefSeq lists its product as uncharacterized. NCBI's taxonomy places the organism in Eukaryota, Fungi, Basidiomycota, Agaricomycetes, Agaricales, Physalacriaceae. The record is from RefSeq and is a predicted model, not a curated record. The coding region runs from base 174 to 710 and encodes 178 amino acids. The transcript has a single exon.